Myotis daubentonii (Daubenton's bat) is the source of this 1502-nucleotide messenger RNA. RefSeq names its product single-pass membrane protein with coiled-coil domains 1 (gene SMCO1). The record is from RefSeq and is a predicted model, not a curated record. NCBI's taxonomy places the organism in Eukaryota, Metazoa, Chordata, Mammalia, Chiroptera, Vespertilionidae.
AACUAUAUUUGGAUGUACAAGCUAUUAAAAGCUUCUUGUACUGAGUGACCUUUCAGGCAGAAUUCAGAUCUAAUACUCACGCUGGUGCUGCCUGUUGCUGAGUGGAAGACAGCAGGAAAUCCUGGAUUCAAACCUCUAUUGGGUUUUUGUUUUGCUUUUGUUUCCUUUCAUUUUGCCUUAAGAAGAUGAACAAUGAAGCCGCAACCCUGAUAUCCUUGAAAGAGACGAUGAAAAGAGUAGACCACAAACUCCAAGCUUUAGAAGCACAGUUUAAAGAACUGGACUUCACCAAGGAUAAUCUGACACAGAAAUUUGAACAUCAUAGCAAAAUGCUGGUAAGCCAGGCAGCCCAAGAUGAGCUGUGGACAGCAGUUCUGGCACUCAAGUUCACUUCAAUGGAAUUAAAUAUUAUAUACAGCUAUGUCGUGGAAGUACUCAUCUGCUUGCACACUCAUGUGCUUGAGAAGCUGCCAGACCUGGUGAGAAGUCUUCCUACCUUAGCCUCCGUCCUUAGAAGAAAAGUCAAGAACAAGCGCAUUAGAGUCGUAUGGGAAUCUGUCCUGGAGGAGUGUGGGCUGCAAGAAAGAGAUAGCACAGCACUUUGUACCUUCUUUAUUGCACAUGGUAACAAGGCAGAACACUACAGUGCCAAAGUGAGACAGAUGUAUAUCAGGGAUGUCACUUUCAUGAUCACCAACAUGGUAAAGAACCAGGCUCUGCAGAAUGCUUUGCUGAUGGCUGUCCAGCUCAUUGAGAAGGGGAAAGCAGUGACAGCCCCUGGAGAGCAAAAGUCAUCCCUAAAAGAGUUGAUGCCAAUUGUCAAAAACUAACCUGUUCCCUUAUGACAUAGCAAUUCCACUCACAGUAAUUUAUCUUGCAAAUGGGAAAAAAUAUGUAUAUACAAUUUUGCUAUGGACUUACGGUAUUUUUAUUAUAGCAAAAGUUGGGAGAGUAUUAGAGAAAUUAUGAUAAAUUGAUACAAUGGAUAUUUCUGUAUAGUCAUAUAAAAGAAUGAAGAAGCUCUUUGGGUUUGGUUCAGUAGAUAGAGCGUCUGCCUGUGGACUAAAGGGUCCCAGGUUUGAUUCUGGCCAAGGGCACAUGCCUAGGUUGUGGGCUCGAUCCACAGUAGGGGGCGUGCAGGAGAUAGGCAAUCAGUGAUUCUCAUCAUUGAUGUUUCUUCCUCUCUCUCCCUCUCCCUUCCUCUCUGAAAUCAAUAAAAAUAUAUUUUAAAAGUAAAAAUAAAAUAUGUAUUUCCAAAAUGUAUUGUUACAUGGAAAAAGGGACAAACACAUAUGUAUAUAUACACAUACAUAAGCUAAUAUAUCCAUAAACUUUAUAAACUUCUUCUGGAGAGAUACAUAAGAAUGUGAGAACAUUGGUUGUCUUAAGGAAGAAAACUACGAAGCUAGCGGGUCAAAAAUAGGAGGAAAUCUUGUUAAUGCAUAUAUACAUUUUGAAUUUUGAAGCAUGUAAAUGUAUUAUCUAUUAAAAGACAAAACAAU